Electrophorus electricus (electric eel) is the source of this 1773-nucleotide messenger RNA. It is a transcript of the gene nkx2.2a, whose product is annotated as NK2 homeobox 2a. The record is from RefSeq and is a predicted model, not a curated record. Lineage: Eukaryota; Metazoa; Chordata; Actinopteri; Gymnotiformes; Gymnotidae. Gene Ontology annotation, biological process: regulation of transcription by RNA polymerase II; cell differentiation. Gene Ontology annotation, molecular function: DNA-binding transcription factor activity, RNA polymerase II-specific; RNA polymerase II cis-regulatory region sequence-specific DNA binding. Gene Ontology annotation, cellular component: nucleus.
UUUUUAAUGCUUUUUCACUGCAGGUUCAUGUGUUGAGACCAACCUUAUAUGGACUGAUCAGUUCGGUAAUGGCUUAUUUCCCCCUAACACCCAGCGGUAGCACAAUAUCCAUGAUCCAGAUAUAGCACUCCGGUGUCAUUCGCAUUCUUCCUGGACUUACAGAACUGAUUCCACCGCUACUUUAUUUAGGCAAUGGUUAUCGACCGAGCCUCAUGAGUCGCCUUCACUGUGCUUCGCGCUGAAACGGUACCGAAUCUUUUUCACCAGAUCUCGCUUGUGUCUUUGUGUUUUCUAAAACAGCGGAUUGCCAAACUGGUGCAGCAACUUUCCUGCAUUAACUGCAUUAACUGCCCCAGAACAUGUCGUUGACCAACACAAAGACAGGCUUUUCAGUGAAGGACAUUCUGGACCUCCCUGACACUAACGAUGAAGAAGGAUCUAUCACUGGGACUGAGGAGGAUACGGAGGGUUCGGAGGCAACAAAAACGCCCGGAGUUCUGGUGCAAAGUCCGCUAGAGAACGUCCAAAGCCUCCCUUUAAAGAACCCCUUUUAUGAUAACACUGACAAUCCUUACACCAGGUGGCUUGCGACUACCGACAGCAUUCAAUAUUCAUUGCACGGUCUAUCUGCAAACUCUCAGGACUCGUCUGCAAAAUCUCCCGAACCCUCAGCGGACGAGUCACCAGAUAAUGACAAGGAAACUUCAAGCAGCGGCAGCGACUCUGGUAAGAAGCGAAAAAGGAGGGUGCUCUUUUCCAAGGCGCAGACAUACGAACUCGAGCGCCGAUUUAGGCAGCAGAGAUAUCUUUCGGCGCCCGAAAGGGAGCACCUCGCGAGCUUGAUUCGCCUGACGCCAACUCAAGUGAAAAUCUGGUUCCAGAAUCAUCGGUACAAAAUGAAGAGGGCGCGUGCAGAGAAAGGUAUGGAAGUGACCCAUCUUCCCUCUCCUCGGCGGGUGGCCGUACCUGUGUUAGUCCGAGAUGGCAAACCUUGCCAUACGCUAAAAGCUCAGGACCUGGCGGCCACUUUUCAGGCUGGAAUCCCGUUCUCGGCAUAUAGUGCCCAGUCUCUUCAGCACAUGCAAUAUAAUGCACAUUAUAGCGCCGCCACCACGCCACAAUUCCCCACAGCACACCACUUGGUGCAAACGCAACAGUGGACUUGGUGAACCCUUAGUGACUUUGCUAGGGCUGCAUUUUAAAGACCUCGUUAGGGACUUUUCCAAACAAAAAAGAAAAUACUUUGUGCAGCUUGAGUCAUCCUCAUCGUUUUAUUUCGGGGCUGAUGUGUGCGCCGUGUUUACAUGUUUUCGUUCAGAAAACCGGGUCCAGCCUCUCCCCAGAUCUAAGAAUGUUACAGCUCUUGUGAAAUUUUGUAAAAUAUGUUUGUGUGUUGUAGAAAUGUUUUCUUUUUGUCCCUCGUGUUAUAAGCACGUACAAGACCACUUUAUAAUUAUAGAAAAUUUUAUUUCUUGCUUUUACAAUGGACCGAAUAUAUUUAUGGCCAUGAAUAAAACAUUGGCAACUUUUAGCUUAUUUUAUUUGGUUUCUUUUCUCUGUAAAUAUCUGUGGUAACUGUAUGCAAUGCAGAUAUAUUUGGCCGCUCAGCUAGUCAUAAAGAUAUAGUCUACCCGGUAUUUAGGGCAGAAAAAAAUGGAACAGCAGUUGACGAUAAAUAUCCCUCAUAAAUAUGUUGAUAGCAGUUGCAACGCGAGUUGAUGAAAUAAUACCCAAUUUUUAUAAGACUUUUAAUAAAAUGCUGUGUUUCAGAAA